AUGGAAGAUGUUGAGAAUAUAAACAGUAUAGCCCCAAAGAUGAAAAAUUAUAGAAAGAACAUUAAUAUGAAUAUGAAUAUGCAACAACAACAACCAUUCCAACAAAACUUAAUGACACCUAGUUAUAAUAAUGAUAUUAGUAAUGAGGUCGUAAAUGGUUAUAAUUAUCUAGAUCAUGGAUCUGAUAUGAGCACCAAUAAUCACAGCUAUAUGAUACCGAAUGGGAGACAAAAACAUCAUCGCUAUUCAGAACAACAGCAGCAGCAGCAUUACGUAAAAGGUAGAAGUACUUCCUUAAGGGUUCAGAAAAAUAACAAUAAUAAUGCGUCACGAUCAUACAAUAUUGACAACAUAGCGGAAUCUCUUAAUAAUGAACAACAAAAUAUAGACACAAGUGUUAGAAGAAGUACAUCUUUAGAUCUAUCUAAUCUGCACAGAAAUAAUAAGAAUUAUUCGAAUCCUAAUAGGUCACCUCGUGUGCAUAAUCUUCAAUACCAUAUUAUGCCUUUCCCUUUACGAAAAUAUCUAGCAGAUAUGGCAAAAUGUAAGAUAUUUGAACUUAUUCAAUGUGCUAGUGUUUCAGUUGAAAAAAUAUUAGACCAAGAAUAUUGGAAUGCAGCCAUUUCAAAAUGGUUUACACCUGCUGCUACAAUGAACGUGUCUAAAAAUACGCAUAAUACACAUAGACACUUUAUUUAUCUUGCUAAAAUGUUUUCAGUUUUAUGUCAAGCAGAUCGAUAUCUGGAUAUAGAUAGAUUUGAAUUAUAUCCAAGUCAAGUGUUUACUCAAGUUUUAAGUAAUGGAACAAUAUUCUUCUCCUGUCUGAGAUUAUCAUUUAUCUAUUAUUAUAAAGAUGGAAGUUGUGUUACACAUUAUUCACAAUUUAAAGGUGUAUUCAAUACUAAUUUUAAGAUUGAAUGGAUGGAUUUUGGUGUCCAUAGUUUUGUACCGGGGAUUGAAUGGAAUGUAUUGGAAAAAACUAUAAGUAAUAUACAGCCAACACAAAAUGCUACAAAUGAAGCUACACCAAAUGACCCAUAUGAUUCACAAUUUCGUACAUCGACAAACUCCAGCUCUUAUGAUGGUAAUGAUGAUAAUACUAAUAUGAAUACCGAUCCAGAGAAAUCACAAGAUGAAAUGAAACAAAAAUUUACCGCAAUUACUAAAUUAAGAUCGAAUUUUGAAAUGUUUAGAAAUAUUUCUGCAUUAGGGGUACAUUGUGAUAUCGUAAGAGCACUUCAGACUAAUGAAAUAAUGUCUGAUUUGAGAUUUGUUAGAAUAUUCCAAAGAAUGCAUAAUAUUGAUAGUCCCCUUGCAGCUUUGCAAGCAUUUGUAGAUGAAAAGGCUCAAGAUAUCAAAGCAUAUAAGGCCGCAGUAAAUCAAAAUAUGGGAAGAGUAAGAUCGCAAACUCACGCAUCCAACACAAAUUCGGGUAUGUCAUAUGUUCCAGCAAAUAAUAUGGGAAUGAAUAAUCCAGAAAUCUAA
Messenger RNA from Maudiozyma barnettii, 1485 nucleotides. Its product is annotated as LIM domain-binding protein. The transcript has a single exon. The record is from RefSeq and is a predicted model, not a curated record. Bases 1 to 1485 code for a protein of 494 amino acids. Lineage: Eukaryota; Fungi; Ascomycota; Saccharomycetes; Saccharomycetales; Saccharomycetaceae.